This is a messenger RNA of Sycon ciliatum, 3108 nucleotides long. RefSeq names its product USP6 N-terminal-like protein. NCBI's taxonomy places the organism in Eukaryota, Metazoa, Porifera, Calcarea, Leucosolenida, Sycettidae. The transcript has 12 exons. The coding region runs from base 277 to 2007 and encodes 576 amino acids. The record is from RefSeq and is a predicted model, not a curated record.
GGUUGGCUGAUCUAAGUAAAGUCGAGUGGCGAUAGCCGAUAGGGAGAGAAAGAGUGAGAGAGAAAAGAUUUGCUACAGAGUACAGUGUGUCAUUCGGACAAAAACUUGCUGUAUAUUCAGGUAUUUGAUGCUGUGCUGUUCGCAACGACGCAUAAUUAUUGUCUUGUUCAUUGCGAGCGGCGUUCUUGCGAUGCUGAUUUCUGCAGUCUAGUUGGCAGCAGGACAUCUGUGCAUUUUGUAGCGUUUGGUCUAGGAAUGUAACGGUGCUGCUCCACCAUGCCCGCGGACGACGAAGCUGCGAGGCUGGCAAUAUUCGAGAAGUAUGAAGCGGGUCGAGAAGGAGGUGUUGAAGUAGAAGACUGGGAAGAUCCAAACUUGGAGUUGUAUGCUGUCACUGACCGCUAUGGCUUUAUGCACAAGGAGGUUCUUCCACCAACCCAUCCCAGUCAAAAAGACCUUGAUGUUAUGAGGCAAAGGGCAUUGAAGUGGAAGAAGAUGUUGGAUAAGUGGGAUACGGUGGUGCAAACCUCCGUCAUGCACCGCCGUGUGCUGAAGGGCGUUCCCGACAGCGUUCGCUUGGAGGUCUGGUCUCGCUUUCUUGACCUGAAGAGCAUUCGUAAACCAGGCCAAUACGAGGCUGCUUACUAUGCCGCAAGAGAACGCGGCAAACUGAAGGAUAUCGACCAGAUCAACAAGGACAUUGCCCGGCGGUUUCGUGAGCACGUGCUUUUCCGGGAGAGAUACGGACAGGGGCAGCAGAUAUUGUUUAGGAUUCUCUCAGCCUACACCAUGUACAAUGAGGAGGUUGGCUACUGUCAGGGAAUGGAUGCUAUUGCUGGUCUCAUGAUGAUGUAUAUGAAUGAAGAGGAUGCGUACUGGGCUAUGUGCAGGCUAAUGAGCAGUGAGCACUAUGCAAUGCACGGUCUGUACACAAGUGAUUUGAGGAAGCUGCAUGAGAUGUGCACUCACCACGGGACCAUUCGACGGAAAGUUCUGCCCAAAGUCCACAAACACUUGGAGCAAGUAGGCUUUGAGCCAACUCUCUACGGUACAAAGUGGUUCAUGGAAGGCUUCCAGGAGAGGCUUCCGUUCCCUCUGGUUCUGCGCGUCUGGGAUGUCUACUUGUACGUUGGGGAGCGAGUGAUGCAUGCAAUGGCUGCUCUGCUCAUCAAAAUGUUCAAAAAGCAAAUGGCCAAGCAGUCCUUUGAACAGCUGCACAUAUUCAUGAAGGAGCUACCCGACCACAAGUUUGACAACGACGAAGUCAUGGAGCAGCUGGACUUGAUGCUGCAAGAUUUGAGAAAGCACAAGCUGGCCUCCUUCCCGCGCGCAACCUCCCUGACGUUUCUACCUUCCACUGAUCCUCCAGCGUACCCCGUGCCGCCGGAGGAGUAUCGCGAUCUCACCCUACGCAGGGAGCACAGACGUACUGUAAAGUCACUGCCCCCCGGUGUGGGCCUGGAGCGCCAGAGCGUGGCCUCGAGCGUGGCCUCGGGCAGCUCUCAGUCCGAGGGGCCCACAUCACCGGGGGCAGACUCUAUUGUAAGCGCUCCUGGCAUGCUGCCGGGUCGCAACUCAGCACCUGCAGAUCACUUCGCCAGUGCAGCUGCCACCGCCUAUACUUCACCCGGUGUGUCCAUGGUGUCGAAUGGAUCUUCGCUGCCGCCAAUGUCACCUGACGAAUCCGAUGACGUGCCAUUCCAUAACGAAGCGCUCCAAGCAGCAGCGGAAUCAUUGGCGGAGGUCAAUGUCCUGCAGGCAACUUCUGAGCCAAUUGCUGGGUCCAUUCCAUCAGACAUGUCACGGCCUAGUGACCUACCCUCCAGUGACAAUGCAGAAGCAGCAGCAGCCGAGGCGGCACAGGAGGAAGAAGACGAGACAACUAGCCAACGGGAUGCCGCUACACCGACUGCUCAGGUCCCCAAUGGUGGACUGGUGCAUGAGAAAGCUCAGCUGGAGGCGUCCAACUCUGACUCGAGUCUCAGAAUACGCGUGUCGGCUAUUUGAAGAGGGACGGUUUUCCCAGUUGUCAUGUACAUAACCUAGGGCAGUUUUAAGAUUAUAAUAAUUAUUAUUGUUGUAUUCUCGUCGCAAGUCACUGUAUAGUUUGGCACUGUACAUGUGCUGUGCUGUGCUGGCUUCACUGAGUGUCCUGGGAUGUUUGCGUCCGGUUUCCCCGUCGUCUCCAUUACUUGUAUGAUUCACCAGUAUGAUGCUAUUGCUAUGGUCAACCCUUCACGCCGGGCACGUCUCGUUGCGCAGAUUGGACGUGUUCUGCCGUUUGGCUAGGGGUGUUAUAGAGGACUCUUGUUGGCUUGACUCAGCAGUUUUUUAAAAUAUCCGUGCUCCUGCAUGGGUUCGAGGCUAUGCCCUGAGAGUGUUCCUUCUCUUCUUCAGGGCGCUCUUGGCCACGUUGGAAGAAUAUACUGACUCUCCCCUUCAAUUCUUCUCCUGCGGUUUACUAUGUUCUUUCUUGUCGGUGCAACUCCACCCUGCACUCUCCAGUGCGUGUGUGCUGACCUUCCAUCACUGAGCGUGGCACUGUCAAUGACUCGUUGUCCACGGCUGCGUGAUCCUGUUUGCAUUCUGCUUGCUGAACUGGCUAAUGAUGUGCGCACACUCUCAGAUGUUGCCAUCAUUUGUAAUCGUAAAUUUUGACGCGGGCAUUUAGCGGCCUUGUUUGCCGAUCUGUUCUGACUGGCAUGCUCUCUAUUUGGCCAAUUCCAGCUAGUCACAUGAUCGCGUUGCAGUGUAUCUAUUUGUACCCAUUUAGGAUUUACAACGCCUCCCUCAUUGAGAAAUCUUUUAAUUGAACAAUUCAGUGCCCUGUUUACCUCUGUGCUUUUUCCCCGGGGUUCUCUGGCCUCUCCAACCGAUUCAUAAUUUCAAACCGAGCAAACUAUUUUCUUUUGUUUGUGGGAUUUUCUCUCCUAGCGCGUUUAGUGUCUAUACUCUUAAAUAAUAUCUAUUUCUAUUUUUUCAAGAGCUUGGCAUGUGGGACUCAUGGUUACGGCAUGGUACCUUAGAAUGGUUUUGUGCGCUGCAGCUGUCGCCGGCCAACUUCCAGGUUUUCUUGAUAUCCUUAUCGGAAUGGUUCUGGUUCUCUGC